This is a messenger RNA of Notolabrus celidotus (New Zealand spotty), 2328 nucleotides long. It is a transcript of the gene bspry, whose product is annotated as B-box and SPRY domain containing. The transcript has 6 exons. The record is from RefSeq and is a predicted model, not a curated record. The coding region runs from base 139 to 1551 and encodes 470 amino acids. Lineage: Eukaryota; Metazoa; Chordata; Actinopteri; Labriformes; Labridae. Gene Ontology annotation, molecular function: protein binding.
CCAAACUUUUUCUCCUCAGUCAGCUCUGACCUCUGGUGUCCGUGUUACUUCCGUGUUCCUCUCACCUGUUACACCUGUAUUACUGCGCUGUAGAGGUGCGACUUCAGCUCUGUGGUGCACCUGCUGCCUUAUUGUGCCAUGACCGACGAGCUCAUAACGUGCGAGCUAACAUGCCCGACUUCUCCCGUCGACCAAAAGAAGUCUUUUGACGACGUGAACAUCGAGGACAUGGAUUUCGAUCAGCCCAUUUUCUCUGUUUUGAGCGACGGGGUGAAGGAGCAACAGGAGGCGGGGGACAAGAGCUCCUUAGACGGCGGCGGGGAAGCGACCUCACUUGGACUGAGCACCAGCAUCACCACCGACACCGAGUCCGGGAUCUUCUCCGGUGAAUGUGAGCUGUGUGUGGAGCAUGAGGCCGAGUUGGACUGGUUUUGUGGCACCGAACAGAAACUCAUCUGCUCUCACUGCGCUGUCGUGGGCCCCUGCCACGGACACACCGUGACCCCUUUGGCUACCAGAGUUACAGCAGUCAGGAAUCAACUGGUGGAUGUGUGUGAGAAAAUACAGCUGCAGGCCCUGAGGAUUGAGAAGUUUAUCGACCAGACGCUGACGGCUAAAGAGCAAAAGCUUCAGGCAGCAGCGAGCAGGGCGAGGGAGCAGGUCCUGGCUCAGGUCAGCGCAGCACGUGAAGCCCUGGAGGAGGAGGAGCAGCGCCUGUUGGAGGAGGUACAGAGAGAGGAGGAGCGGGUGGAGCAGUGUCUCCUCACCCAGAGAGCCCACUGGAGCAAGGCACUCUCCACUCUGUCGCAGACACGCUCCGGUCUCGUGCACACACUGACACACACUCCGGACGCACAACUGGUGACCAGUGUCCAGGAGAUAGCUGAAAGGGUGGAGGCAGCAGAGGGGGUUGGGGGGCCCUGUGACACAGACCAGCUCAACCUGAACGCAGCCUGCAGCGACAGUAAGCUGCUCAGAGGGCUGUGGGCCUCUGCAGUGCUGCUGGGGCCAAACGGUUACGGAUCCACCUAUUUGAAGUUCGAUGAGCGCACCGUGAGCCCCCUCCUCAUGCUGUCUGAAGAUUUCUGCACUUUAACCUUCCGCCAUAAAAAACCUCGCCUGUCUCCGCCCUACGACCCUUCACGGUUUGACUGUUGGCCCAACGCACUGGGGUCACUGUCCAUGUCCUCCGGCACUUACAGCUGGGUGGUGGAUGUUGGGGAAAGUGCCGCCUUUAAGGUGGGGGUCUGCUACACUUCUCUGGAGCGCAAAGGCUCCGGGAACGAGGCGCGGCUAGGCCACAACAAUAAAUCGUGGGUGCUGUCCCACAACGAUGGGGACUAUUCUUUCUGCCACGCAGGGAAGAAGGUGCCAAUGCAUGUGGUGAGGAGACCCCAGAGGAUCGGCCUGCUGCUGGACUGGCCGACUAAAACUGUGUUGUUUUACGAGCCUGACUCCUUUGCUGUACUUUACACCGUCACACAUCCGUUCAGUGGGCCGCUACUGCCGGCGUAUGCUGUGGCUGACCGCAGUAUCACUAUACUGCAUUGACAGAGUGCACACCGAGAAACUGAGGGACCCUAAACAUGUGAAGUAUGCAAGAUAAAGACCACUUUCUACAAUAUAGUAAUAACAAUCAUCAAUCUGUGCAAUACAGCUGAAGAGAUGAAAAUACGGGUUAGAAAGAGAGGGGAUGAUAUUUUUCCUCCAAGGGGUCAAGGGUCAUAGUCACUGAGGACUUUGCCUCUGUAUGUUCUGUAUGUGGGGUGUCUGCUCACCCCAGUAGUACAUUUUUAUUUAUUCUUUAUCUAUUCUUAAGUAGCUCCUGAUCAUUUUAUUAGUGUUAAAUAAUGUAGACGACUCAUCUGUUGAUUUUAUUAUCCAGAAGUGCGACAGUAUUUUUUGAGUGACGAUGAUUGUUUUUGUAAAAGUUAGUUUUUAAAAUAUUUUAUAAUAAGAUCAGUUUUAUCUGUUUCUGAAGCCUCCCAAAGACUCUUCAUAAAAACAUAAAUACACUAGAUCAAUCAGGACUGUUUGAAAGAUUGUAUAACAGAGAAUCCAAUUUGGAAAUAUCUGAAAUAAAGAUGUUUUUAAUGGAAGUUAAAUACUCAGUGAAUUUAAAUAAAUGGUCUUAAUGCAGUAUGGCAUUUCACUGGAAACACAAAUCUAAAUUGUUUAAUUCUGUGAUGUUUUAAAUGCUAAAAAGUCAAGAGUUUGUCCUUUAAAAACACAGAAACGUUUUGUUUAUUUGAACUUUUCAACUUGUUAAACUGUCAGUGAAGUUUAUUUUUCGAAGAACUGUAAAUAUGAGUCAUCCCUCUCAAACAA